CCUCGGGGAACUUGUUCCUCUACAAAUCCGAUUCCAGUCAGGAGCUGAGCUCUGUCCCGACCACCCCAAAGGAAUCCGCCCACAGGAUCAACAGGAGGUGGAGGGUGGAAAAACAUAUAAAGCUUCCUGGGAGCAGCUCUGCUUUACUGCCCUGGCUGCACAGAUCUGCUCUCAGCAUGAAGACACUUCUGUUUGGGCUGCUGCUUGGCCUGGCAUACGUGGACUUGGCCCAAUCCUUACGAUGUUACACGUGCACAGACCAAAGGGACAUUGCCCAGUGCAGAACAAUCACCGAGUGUCCACCAGAAGCCACCGUGUGCACAACAACACUGCACUCUGUAGACUCAGGUUAUCCCUUUUUCGGCAACAUCACCGUGACCAGAAGCUGUGACGUGGAAUGCAUCCUCUUUCAUAAUGCGAUAGGGGCAAAGAGACACAAGUCAUGCUGCUACACCGACCUCUGCACCGACGACAACAGGACCAAUGAAAGAGAGCCGGAGGAGGUCAGCGGGGCUUCAAGCAUCAGUAGGGUGGGAAGCAGGUCUGCAGCGCUGUGUCUGAUGGCCAUGGUUGUUGGCACACUCCACCAGUGCGCUCUGUAACACUACAAGUACCUAUGCUCCAGCCAAAACAUCCCCACUCCUCUCUCUGCCAAGCUGCCUUGUGAAUACCUUUGGAAUAACCUUCUUCACUGACAUGUAGCUUCACUCAUCUUCAAUGCUGUGAAUUUGACAGAAUUCAAGCCAGGAGUUUGGGCGCCUGGACCUAAAACCUUCAAAUUUCCACUUUCCAGCUGCUAAGCAGGUGUUCCUCACCUUCAGCUGCUUCUGGUCCUCAGGACCCACAUCUCCCCCCGCAUCUUUCAUCUGUGGGGAGCAGCAGUGGAUGAAGCACUACAGCUCUGCGCAGUGGGAGGGCCUGGGCUGGGCCAUCAAGGCUGUUGCUCUGGGCUCACCCCCAGCAAGAUCAGGAGCUGUACACACACUGGAUUUGGACAGCGAUUUUUUCCCCGAUCUUCUCAACCUCCCACACAACCUGCAUCUGUGGAUCUUCAUUAUAUUCCUAUGUACAACCCCCCAAAAAUGUCCUGCAACCCUCCAUCAGGAGUUUGGUUUAUUUUCUUUCCACUUUCGGUGCUAUCUCCUGAGUCAGAGCAGCAGAUAGAUGUUGCUCCGCUCUCACUACCUUGCUCAGAAGAGUAUGGUUUGCAAUUUUAGAAAGCUGGAACUUAGUUAUGUCUAGAAUAAGCUAUAGAAUGAGUUCAGAAGGGCUCAGCCUUCAUGUGUUGUGAUGGGAUCUAUUUCUGGAAAGCUCAAAGUACACCCUGGACCAGGCCAGGGCAGAUUAGACGCACAAAGGAAAAAAUAUAGAAUAGAAUCAUAGAAUUAUUUCAGUUGGAAGAGACCCUCAGGAUCAUCAAGUCUAACCAUAACCUAACCUAACUCUAGCACUAAAGCAUGUCCCUAAGAACCUAAUCUAAAUGCCUUUUAAAGACCUUCAGGGAUGGUGACUCCACCACUGCCCUGGGUAGCCUGUUCCAAUGCCUGACAACCCUUUCCAGGAAGAAGUUUUUUCCUAAUAUCUAUUCUAAAUCUCCCCUGGUACAACUUGAGGCUAUUUCCUCUUGUCCUGUCACUUGCUAUUUUAGAGAAGAGACCAACACCCUCCAUGCUACAACCUCCUUUCAGGUAGCUGUAGACAGGGAUUGGGAAUUUGGCUAGACAAAACCCUCAGCAGCCCUUUUCCUGAGCUCAGGUUAUAAUCAGAGUUCCUGGAUUACCCUUCCCAAAUGUUUUACAGGACAUUUCAAGCAACAUUUAUUGCUCCUCUGCCUUCCCCAAUCACUUCACAGUAUAGACUUCAGGAAAGGAAAAGUAACGAUUAUCCCAGACCUUCAACUCUGGGAAAAACCAACAGCUUCACUCACACCAGUUAACAGCGCUACUGUGUCCCAACUGAGGAUUUGCUGCAUCGUCCCUUGGAGCAGCUGUAAGAUUGAUUUUGAUGUUCCACCUGCUGUAAAACCAGAUAGAGUGAAAAUAGAUAUAAAUGAGCCAGGUGUGUCCAUCUAUCAGCCCUCUCCAGUGGGGGAGAUCCAGGGAACUUUCCAUGUGGUCUGUUCCUAUUGCCAAAGCUCGUCCAGGGGACAAACUGCAAGAGUAAGGGCAGAGUGGGAGCAUGGGUACAUCCCAUGGACCAUCCUUGUGUGCUCAUACCAACCCUGCAAACUUUUUUAUGGCAAAGUCCAUUUUUACUCUGUUUCCAUGAGACACCAGCCAGGAAACUAAAGGAAUAAGCAGGGGGGUUGUUUUUCUUCAUUGCAGAGAGGUAAUUGUUUCUCAAUGUCUGUCUAAGUACCAUUUGCAAGAAAACCUUGACAAGGCAUUGCAUUCCAUGGCGGAGGCCCCUGUGCAAGCCUGGGGCUCAGGAGGCUUUUUUUCUGGAGGUGAAAUCAUAGAAGCAUAGAAACAUUUUGGUUGGAAGAAACCUUCAAGAUCUUUGAGUCCAACCAUUAACCUAACACUGCCACUAAACCACAUCCCUAAGAACUUCUUCCAUGCAUCUUUUGAACAUCUCCUAGAAUGGUGACUCCACCACUUCCCUGGGCAGCCUGUUCCAAUGCCUGACAACUCUUUCCAUUAAGAAAUUUUUCCUGAUAUCCAAUCUAAACCUCCCCUGGCACUGUACUUCAAUAAAACAGCCACAGCUUCCCUGAGGCACCCUUUCAUUGCUGAGGUGGAAAAAAUGUCAUCGAGAGGAUAAUGAUUGGGAGCUACUCAAAUACUAAUAUUGCAUCCACCCUUGCAGACAAAGAGCAUCAGCUUCUGCUUUUUAUUUGUCCAUUCUCUGUUUCCCUGUUCCAAAACCAGCCUGAUGUGUCCAACCAUCAUCACUGCCAUAUCACAGAACCACAAAAUCAGUUUUUCCAUCCUGGAUUCAAGCUCUGGUGUAAGUCACUGUCCCCAGUGAUCUUUCCAUACUGGCUGCAGGGUCCCAACCUGUGCUAACAUAGGUUGGACUUUCCUCCAUCUAUUCCACAUGCAGAUGGGGCAGGGUCAGAAUACAGCGGGACUGGGAGGAUGAGAGUUGCCUGCUGGGUGAGAAUCUAGUAAAUAAAGUUGGAACCUCCAGUUUUCA
Molecule: messenger RNA, 3138 nt
Organism: Columba livia (rock pigeon)
Lineage: Eukaryota; Metazoa; Chordata; Aves; Columbiformes; Columbidae
Product: secreted Ly-6/uPAR-related protein 1
Exons: 3
Coding region: 177-602 (141 amino acids)
Cellular component (GO): plasma membrane
Source: RefSeq, a predicted model, not a curated record